Molecule: messenger RNA, 1893 nt
Organism: Arabis nemorensis
Lineage: Eukaryota; Viridiplantae; Streptophyta; Magnoliopsida; Brassicales; Brassicaceae
Source: the annotation of a GenBank genome assembly
AUGUCUUGGGACGAUGGAACACACGCCAAGGUGAAGAAAGUAGAGCUUACGUACGAUGAAAUCAUCUACUCAAUCAAAGUCACGUACGAAGGAUCCAACCUUCAAUCCCAGCUUCGUGGCUCCAUUGGCCCCAAACCUGCCGAGUUCACUUUGGCUUCUGACGAGUACAUAACGGCUGUUAAUGCUUACGGCAAAACGUUGGGCUCGCAAGAAGCUAUUACGUUUCUGGCUUUUACGACCAACAAGAAGACUUACGGUCCGUACGGAAACAAAUCCGGUUACCAGAUUUCUGCUCCUGAGGCCACCGGUAAACAGAUUGCCGGUUUCCUUGGUUCUAGCAGCAAUAUCCUCAACUCCAUCGACGUUCACUACGCUCCUGUACCCACCGGAACUGGCGGCACCGGAGAAACUGGUGGAAGCACCGGAGAAACUGGCGGCGGAGGCACCGGCAGCACCGGAGGGACCGGCGGCACUGGAGGAACUGGCGGCACCGGAGGAACCGGUGGAACCGGCGGAACAAGUUCAGGGGCUCAGAAAUUGGAUGCACAAGGUGGCACCGGAGGAAUCGCAUGGGACGACGGAUCUGAUCACGACGGUGUGACGAAGAUAUACAUAAGACAAGGUGCACUAGGCAUUCAAUACGUUAAGUUCGACUAUGUGAACGCUCGACAGCCAAUCACAGGAGCCAUGCACGGUGUGCAGGGUAGUAGAGGUUCAGAUAAAAACAUUGUGAUUAUCCAUCCUGACGAAUAUCUAAUCUCCGUCAAGGGUUGGUAUGAUUCCUCCAAUGUCAUUCAAGGAAUCCAAUUCAAAACCAACAAGACAACAUCUGAGAACUUUGGUUAUGAAUUAGAUGGUGAUGGUACGGAGUUUACUCUACAGGUUCAAGAAAAAAAGAUCAUUGGAUUUCAUGGAUCCGCUAGUAACCAUCUUAAUUCCAUUGGAGCUUAUUUCGUUCCAUUAGUCAGCACCACUCCUUCUGUUCCUCCGAAGAAACUGAAAGCAGAGGGUGGUGAAGGAACUGUGUGGGACGAUGGUAGUCACGACAAUGUUAAGAAGGUAUCUGUAGGACAAGGCGACAGUGGUGUAGCAGCUGUCAUGUUUGAAUACACAAAUGGUCCUCAAGUGGUUAUUGGAGUUGAACGUGGGAAGUCCACACCGCUAGGAUUUGAAGGGUUUGAGCUUGCAUCAGAUGAAUACAUAACAUCCGUGGAAGGAACCUACGAUAAAAUCUAUGGGAAUGACAGUGCUAUAAUGACAAUGCUUAUUUUCAAGACUAGCAAGGACAAAACAUGGGGGCCGUAUGGGCUUGAAGGUAGCACACGUUUUGUAUUAAAGGAGGAAGGUUACAAGAUUGUCGGGUUCCACGGACGAGCUGGUGAGAAUAUUAAUGCUCUUGGAGCUUAUUUAGCUCCAAUAGGCACUAUACCUAUAAUUCCUGCAACGCCAAGCCAGAAGCUAGAAGGAGUUGGUAGUGAUGGAGGAACUUCAUGGGAUGAUGGUGCGUACGAUGGUGUUAAGAAAGUNUAUGUAGGUCAAGCCGAUAGUGGUAUAUCNGCCGUUAAGUUUGAGUACAACAAAGGAGCUCAAGUUGUAUUUGGAGAUGAACAUGGAGAACCCACAUUGCUUGAUUACGAAGAGUUUGUGAUUGACUAUCCAAGUGAAUACAUCACGCAAGUGGACGGCACCUUUGAUAAGAUAUUUGGGAGUGAUGGCACGGUCAUAAAUAUGCUUAGGUUCAAGACUAACAANAAAACAUCUAUUCCUUAUGGACUUGAAGCUGGCACACCCUUCGUAUUCAAAAAGGAAGGCCACAAGAUUGUUGGGUUCCAUGGAAGCGUCGGUAAUCUGCUUAAUAAAUUUGGAGUCCAUGUCCUACCCAUUACCAACUGA